Molecule: messenger RNA, 1437 nt
Organism: Lepisosteus oculatus (spotted gar)
Lineage: Eukaryota; Metazoa; Chordata; Actinopteri; Semionotiformes; Lepisosteidae
Source: RefSeq, a predicted model, not a curated record
GAUCUCCAGUGAGCGUUAGGAACCAAUAUCGCAUUUCAAAAUAGUAUAUAUAAAAAAAAACAAUUGUCCUGCUCGCUACAGCAAACUGCAGCGUUAACGCUGGCGCUGGGACACUCCGAGUCUCUGCAGUGACGCCGAGGCGCAGCGGCGACUCUGUCCCGGCCGGUACCCGACUCUUGGCCUCGUCUGGGUGUCAGAAUGACGGGCUCCGGCGGCUGGAAGACAGCGUUCCUGCUCCUGUCUGUGCUGUGUGCCCACCUCGCCCAGGCUGACAGCGGUCAAGCGCGCUCUGCCCUGACGGUGGUGGACAGCUCUGAGCCCAGCGACGAGGCAGAGGAGGCCCCGGUGGAGGAAGAUGUUGACGAGGAAGAUCUGGAGGUGUUCCGGCCCACAGACCAGUGGCAGUCCCUGCGGCCAGGCCAGGCAGUUCCUGCAGGCUCUCACGUGCGACUCAACCUGCAGACAGGGCAGAGAGAGGCCAAGGUGGACGACAGCAGUGGGCUCAAGUACUGGACGAAUGGUCAGAGGCAGGGCAUGGUGAAUACAGAGGCCCCAUACUUCAGCACCCAGGAGCUCAAGAAAGCUCUGAAGAAGUUUAAGGAGGAGGGAGUGGAGCCCAUCGACAAGGAGAGAGAGAAGGAAGAGGCAGCCGUGCGAGCUCAGUACCGCCCCCUGGAGGAGCUGAAGAGGGACAUGGAGCAGAUGAACAUGAUGGUGGAGACGGACUUCCAGGUGAUGACCCGUCUGGUGCGCCAGUUCAACCGCUCGGAGGCCACGCUGGAGGAGAGGGUGGCCGCGCUGCUGGACCUGGAGUACCUGGUGCACCAGGUGGACAACGCCCAGGACUUGGUGUCGAUGGGCGGGAUGCAGCUGGUGAUCGACAGCCUGAACAGCUCCGCGCUGCAGCUGCAGGAGAGCGCCGCCUUCGUCCUGGGCUCUGCUGUCUCCAGUAACCCCAGGGUUCAGGUGGAGGCCGUGGAGGGGGGCGCUCUGCAUAAGCUGCUGCUGCUGUUGGCCACUGACCGGCCCCUGUCCGUCAAGAAGAAGGCGCUGUUCGCUGUGGCCGCGCUCCUGCGUCACUUCCCCUUCGCCCAGAGGCGCUUCCUGCUGCUGGGGGGCGUGCAGGUGCUGGGCGAGCUGUUCCGGGCGCCGGGGGGCGCGGCCCUGCGCGUGCGGGUCGUCACCCUGCUGUACGACAUGAUCGUGGAGAAGGUGAGGCGCAGAGCACCCCAACAUCCAGAUGUGGACCAGGUCCUGGGUGAUGCAGGUCAAGGCUGCUGUGGCCCUUCAUGGCUCCUCUGUUUCGUGCUUGGUGUUUAUUACCUGCUUGUACCUGCAUGGCAUGUUCCUGAAAAGAAAUGUUUACUUUCCGCACCGAAAUGGGUCUCGGGACCAGUUUCCAGCCUUGUUUCAGGAAAACCUGUUUGUAUGAGCUGA